AUGCUAAUGCUUGUAUUAGUAUGCUGUAUGAUUGUGGUAUUUCUGUCAAUGUUUAAACUACCUGAUGAUUCAAUUGGGAAAAUGAAUGAUUCCUCAAAAAUUAGGGGAAUUCAUUCAAAGAAUGAGAAAUUGGGUAAAUUUGGGGAGAUGAUGGUUGGAAUGUUACCUGAUGAUCUUGCAUUUACAGUGUUUGUGCCCUCUGAAAAGGCCUUUGAACGUGAUUUGGGAUUAAGGGCAAACCACAGUUAUGAUCCUAAAGAGUUGGACAAUGUAUAUGCAACGGCUUCUCAUGUACUAGGUUUUUCGACGAUUCCUCAAAAGAUUUAUACUGAUUUGCUCCCUGACGGGAAGGGUUUGUCAUAUGAUUCAAUCUCUGGAUUUGCAUUGUAUAUUUCAAAGGAUUUUGAUGGGGUUUUGGUUGUUAAUAGGGUUAGGGCAAAACAAGUUGAUCUUAAAAGAGGUGAGGUGGUGGUGCAUAUAAUGGAUGGAGUUAUAAUGGAUGCUGAGUUUGAGCAGUCAGUUAAGCCUGCUGAUGAAGAUGAAAUGGCAAUUAAAGAUUGA
Molecule: messenger RNA, 561 nt
Organism: Chenopodium quinoa (quinoa)
Lineage: Eukaryota; Viridiplantae; Streptophyta; Magnoliopsida; Caryophyllales; Amaranthaceae
Exons: 1
Coding region: 1-561 (186 amino acids)
Source: RefSeq, a predicted model, not a curated record